CGUAAGGUGAAUGAUAAUUUCGCUCCCCGGCUGGAAAACUAGAUUUGCAAGGAGGAGCUGUUCUAGUGUUAUGGAUGCUUAAAUACGAGACGAUACCUUCGAACUCCUCUUCCUUUUUUCUUUUCUACCACUAGCUCCCGUUUCCUGCUUCCUCUGGUGUGCCCCCUCACGUUCUGUCGUUACAAAUUAAUCAUGAAUACACGAAAUCUCUUCCUUCUCGCCCUUGCCGGGUUCACCAGUGGGGUCCUCUCCGAAAACAUAGUGAUAGAUGACUUCAAGAAACAGGGCACCAACAAUUUAAAUGUCUACCACGGCUGUGACGAGGGCGGUGGGAUCUCAUGUUCGUGGGGCGGCGAUGGCCUAACUAUCAGAUCCUCAGAUGUCGACUACUCCUACUACAGUCAAUUCACCAGCCAACGCGGCGAUGGCGGUUGCCAGGAUAUCUCAUCCUGGGAGCGUCGGUUCGUACACAUCAAGUUCUCAGGAAGCCCAGAUUUCUCCGUCGCCUUGCAGCAGAACAACGGCCAGUGCAGCACGACCCAAGCGCCCUACCCUGAGACCUGGGACAUCGUGUACGCUGCGGACUACUCCGAUGGGUCGGACAUCUACAUCCCCAUUUCUCACUUUAGCAUUGACAGGAGCCGAGCAAUUGGGUUUGCGUUUAAGGCCUUUAGAAAUGCUGGUGCCGAGACCAAGUUCUCGCUCCUUGAGAUUGUGGAUGCGCUCCCCGGAGGCCGAAGUGUACCGGAGAAGAAGCCUACUGGACCACUGUACUUUGCUUGUACCAGGCCGAAUAGUAUUGCUUUCGGUAUCGACGAUGGGGUUCCGGAGUUUGCACAGCAAGUGAUGGAUAUUAUUGAGCAGGAGAAUAUCAAGGUUACCUUCUUCACCGUUGGUCAGGCUUUGGACGAUUCUUCACAAAACUUCAAGCAAGUUUACCAGGAUGCUAUUAAAAAGGGUCAUCAAGUCGCUCUGCACUCCUACACCCACCCCAAAAUCGAAGGCCUUCUGGACCUCAGUGUAAUCGACAAUGAGUUCAGACUAAGCAGAGAAUCCACUCUCCGCAACCUCGGUGUCGAUUCAAAGUACUUCCGUGCCCCUUACGGUACCGACGGAGCCCUCACCCGCCAGCGCUUGCAAGCCAAUGUCCCAGGAGCAAAGGUCAUCAACUGGUCCGUCGAUAUCGAAGAUUGGCGCUGGGGCCAGUCCCCCUCACCGGAGAACUUGAAGCAGACCGAGGCCGUUACCCGGGACCUCGGGAAGGGUGGUAACCUAUUCGUUGCGCACUACCUGUACCCCUCCACUGUGGAGCAGUUCAGGACGUUUAUUCAACUGGCUAAGAAGACUGGGAAGACUAUCAUGAGGAUUGAUCAAUGUCUCGAAGAUCCCGAAGCUCCACCGCUAUAAAUAGCAAAGGAAGGGAAAAGGGGAUGAAAAAGGUUAAAAAAAAAAAAGCUGUAGUUUAAGGUAGUCAGUGAAAAUGGCCGGUUUUGCGUUGGUUGGGUAAGGAAUCAUGUACUCGAGUGGGCACACGUAUGGGAGGAUUUAAUGUUAAUACAUCGGUAAUGGCUUUUCCAUUAUCUUUACUUAUC
Molecule: messenger RNA, 1592 nt
Organism: Tuber melanosporum (Perigord truffle)
Lineage: Eukaryota; Fungi; Ascomycota; Pezizomycetes; Pezizales; Tuberaceae
Exons: 3
Coding region: 193-1407 (404 amino acids)
Biological process (GO): carbohydrate metabolic process
Molecular function (GO): hydrolase activity, acting on carbon-nitrogen (but not peptide) bonds
Source: RefSeq, a predicted model, not a curated record